AACUCGACAAUCUCUUUUGGGGUGUCAUCUUUUUUUGAAGCAAUGGAAGCCUCGUGCUCUUUGAUCUCCUUCUCCGCCUUCACUUCCUCCUUUGGAUCUCCUCUGCUCCAGAAAACCAAACUCCACCAUCGCAAGAGAUCAAGACUCGUCGGCUUCUCUCGCAAGAGGGAUGCCUACGACCGGGAUUCAGGCGGCCGGCUUGUCGACGAGAACAUGAUCGUGCUUCGAAAGAGGAUCCAUGAGAUGAAGGUGGCCGACAGGAACUACGAGGCUCCCUCCGAGUGGAUGAAUUGGGAGAAGCGAUGCUACGCAAGCUAUGGAUCAGACGUGUCGCAAUUGGUGGGGAUGGUGCAGGCUUUCUUGCUGAAUACUCGGCCUGGCUUGGCCUUUGGGCUGGCGGCGAUCAUCGCCGUGGCCGUGCCGACAUCGGCGGUGAUCGUCUUCCAUUUGUUGGAGGCGGCCAUGUCGCUUCUUGCACGCGGUGGUGCAGCAUAAGUGGUUGGAGGAGUUCUUCCUUCCCUUGUUGCAACUAGUUGGUGCUUUUUUAGUGAAAAAUGCCAAACUUUAUAAGUUGUUUAAUUUCACGGCAAGCAGUUAAUUAGAUCACUCUUUCAUUCCAAUUCUGGUGAAAAAUCUUAUGUGGAUGGAUGGAUGCUAGAUGCCUCACUAGCUCCAUAACAUCUUGCAUGUACAUAAUACCUGUCAAAAUCUAAUAAAUUUGAUCAUUAUAUUUGUUUUU
Molecule: messenger RNA, 739 nt
Organism: Phoenix dactylifera (date palm)
Lineage: Eukaryota; Viridiplantae; Streptophyta; Magnoliopsida; Arecales; Arecaceae
Source: RefSeq, a predicted model, not a curated record